Molecule: messenger RNA, 1681 nt
Organism: Mauremys mutica (yellowpond turtle)
Lineage: Eukaryota; Metazoa; Chordata; Testudines; Geoemydidae
Gene: UROD
Product: uroporphyrinogen decarboxylase
Exons: 10
Coding region: 246-1517 (423 amino acids)
Biological process (GO): heme biosynthetic process
Cellular component (GO): cytosol
Molecular function (GO): uroporphyrinogen decarboxylase activity
Source: RefSeq, a predicted model, not a curated record
CAACCCAGAAACCCCGAUUCCUCAGCGGCACAGACUGUACUUUAACUACAAGGUUGUGAUGGCAGGUCUGCCCCCACAUGCUGCUGCGUGGGCCGGGUUUGCGAGAUCCUAUCUUCACUCCAUGUGCAACCUAGUCAGGGGGCCCAGUUUCCACAUGGCCAGCCCCUGCCUCGCUUCCCGCCUAGUUCACAUGGAGUGUGGUUGGGUCCGGUAGCUGUAGCAUAUAGGGGCCUUCAGCCCAUGUGAUGCGAUGCCAAGCUAAGGUCUGCCCCUUCCGCCAGUCUUUGGAAGCUGGCCAGGUGGCAAGAGAAAAUGCUUCCCCUCUGUGCCGUUCCCCAGACUGUAGGGGGUUACAGCUCUACUGUCCUAGGCCUAACCAACUCCCAGGCCUGCACAGCGGAGAUACAGACUUAACUCCACUCAGCUGGUGGCCCCAAGACUUCCCUGCGUUGAAGAAUGACACGUUCCUUCGAGCGGCGAGAGGGGAGGAGACGGAGUACACUCCGGUCUGGUGCAUGAGGCAGGCCGGCCGCUACCUCCCAGAGUUCCGGGAGACUCGAGCUGCCCAGGACUUCUUCGCCACCUGCCGAAGCCCGAAGAUGUGCUGCGAACUGACCCUGCAGCCGCUAAGGCGAUUUCCCCUGGAUGCUGCCAUCAUCUUCUCCGACAUCUUGGUGGUGCCCCAGGCGCUGGGCAUGGAGGUGGUGAUGGUGCCCGGCAAAGGCCCCACUUUCCCGGAGCCCCUCAAGGAGGUGGAGGACCUGCUGAAGCUGCGGCAGAAGGUGGACGUGUCGGAGGAGCUGGGCUACGUCUUCCAGGCCAUCACGCUGACCCGGCACAGCCUGGAGGGCAGAGUGCCCCUGAUCGGCUUCUCCGGGGCGCCGUGGACCCUCAUGUCCUACAUGAUCGAAGGCGGCGGCUCCAAUACCAUGGCCAAGGCCAAGCGCUGGCUGUACCGGCACCCUGAGGCCAGCCACCGCCUGCUGCAGCUGCUGCGGGACGUCAUCGUGGAGUACCUGGUGGGCCAGGUGGCAGCCGGGGCUCAGGCUCUCCAGCUGUUUGAGUCCCACGCCGGGCACCUGGGCCCCGAGCAGUUCCGGGAGUUUGCCCUGCCCCACCUCCGGGACAUUGCCAAGCACGUGAAGAAGAAGCUGCAGGCGGAAGCGCUGCCCCUGGUGCCGAUGAUCGUCUUCGCCAAGGACGCGCACUACGCGCUGGAGGAGCUGGCGCAGGCUGGCUACGAGGUGAUCGGCCUGGAUUGGACCAUCCAGCCCCAGGCAGCUCGAGAGCGGACGGGCCAUCGCGUUACCCUCCAAGGGAACCUGGAUCCCUGCGCCCUGUAUGCACCCAAGGAGAAGAUCGGGGAGCUGGUGAAGAGGAUGCUCGAGGGGUUCGGCACCCAGCGCUACAUCGCCAACCUGGGCCACGGGCUGUACCCUGACAUGAGCCCUGAGCACGUGGGUGCUUUCGUGGAAGCUGUGCACACGCACUCCCGCCACCUCCGGACGCCCGCCUGAGCCGCCCGGGACCCGCCGGCGAGAGGACUGCGCGGUGCCGGCCCAGGGAGCGGCAGAGCAGGGGCACGGGCCGGCGGCUCUGCUGUCUGGGCACGGGGGGCUCGGCCUGCCUGGCCUGAGCACCGAAUUAAAGCUCCUUGUGUCCCAGCGCAGAGUCUGAUGUG